Messenger RNA from Drosophila virilis, 2190 nucleotides. It is a transcript of the gene Cyp311a1, whose product is annotated as Cytochrome P450 311a1. Lineage: Eukaryota; Metazoa; Arthropoda; Insecta; Diptera; Drosophilidae. The record is from RefSeq and is a predicted model, not a curated record. Gene Ontology annotation, molecular function: iron ion binding; monooxygenase activity; heme binding.
UUUCUUUCCACUGCACAGCAGCAGUAGAUUGCAGUUGACCAAGGCCAAGUUAAUUGUCGUCUGGCUAACGCCAGAUUAGAUACUAGACGCCAAACUUAUGUGAAGCAUAUAAAAAAUAUCAAUUUAUGGCCAAGCAGUGCCUUUUAACCGCAAUUGGAGCGCAAUUACAGCGCUGUUAAAUCGUGCAUUGAACUGCAACCGUAAGCCAAUUGGAUUAGCAUGCAGUGCGCGGACAUUCUGAUUAGCAGCAAUCAGCAACUGAUUGUGCCCAUCGAAUCCAAUUGGAAACCCAAUUGAGCGGACAGCUAAUCAAUUGGAUUUCAAUGCUUGUUACGCACAGAUGGCGCUUUUGUCGUUGCUGCUCGCCCUGGGACUGUGCCUGUUGCUGUGGCGCAUGCGACAGCUGCUGCAGCUGGGCAGCAGCCUGCCCGGUCCGUGGGCCCUGCCCGGCUUGGGCAAUGCCCAAAUGAUUGGCAAGCUGAAGCCAGAGUACAUCUUUCUGGUGUUUACAGAGCUGCGCGAACGCUUUGGCGCCACCUACCGCCUCUGGGUGGGCCCCCAGCUGUGGGUCUUCCUGCACAGUCCCGAGGAGACGCGCCAGGCGCUGCACGAUCCCACACUACGCAAGGCGGCCACAUUCCAACAGCUCUCGCCGCUCAUUGGCAACGGCCUGCUGAUCAGCCAUGGUGCCGAUUGGGCCGCACAGCGGCGACUCCUAACGCCGGCGUUUCAGCCACAGCUGCUACGCAGCUUUGCGCCAAAGGUGGCGACGCAUGCGGAUCGCCUGCUCGAGAGACUGCAGCGGACAGGCGGCGCUGCCAUCGAGGUGACGGAUCAUUUGUUUGCCUGCCUGCUGGAUGCCAUUGUCGACACUUCAAUGGGACAUCGACUAGAUACUCAGCUGGUGGAGCACUCGCCCAUUGUGGCGGCCUUUCAUCGCAGCGGCGAGCUGCUGUUCAAGAGAAUGAUCAAUCCUCUGCUCUCCUCCGACUUUGUGUUCAGGCGCACGCGUCUGUGGCGCGAGUUGUGCGUCCAGCUGCAGCUGAUACACGAGCUCAUGGAGCGGGUCAUAGAGCAGCGCGAGAGGCAGCUGGUGGAGCCGCAGGACGGGCCACGCAUCCUGCUAGAUGCCAUGUUGCUGGCGGGGCUGAGUCGUCGCCAGAUACGCGACGAGGUCAACACGUUUGUCUUUGCGGGCGUGGAUACCACCACGGCAGCCAUGGGCUUUGUGCUGUACGCGCUAGCCAAGCAGCCGUCGGCACAGGAGCGUCUGCAUGCGGAACUGUCUCAGCUGCCGCCCGGUGGCGCUGCGGAUCUGGAUGCGCUCAACAAGCUAUGCUAUCUGGAUGCGGUGCUCAAGGAGGUGCUGCGCAUGUACACCAUAGUGCCUAGCACGGGCCGCCAGACCACCAAGGCGACAACAAUUGGAGGGCGUCGCUACUGCGCCGGCGUCACGCUCUGGAUCAAUAUGUAUGGGCUGGCCCAUGAUGCACGCUACUUUCCGGAGCCCUACGAGUUUCGGCCAGAGCGCUGGCUGCAAGCGCCAACGGAGUCGGAGGCGACGGCGUCUGCUUACAGCUAUAUACCGUAUUCGGGUGGACCGCAUGUCUGCAUUGGACGCAGGUACUCGCUGCUGCUGAUGAAGCUGCUCACCGUUCGCGUUGUCCAGCGUUUCCGCUUGGAGCUAGCCGAGCCGUUGGCGCCACUGGUCCUGCAGGCCCAAAUGGUGCUGCGUUCCCGCGAUGGCAUACACAUCCGGUUUUUGCCACGCAUCGAGUCCAAGUGAUUCAGUGAAAAGUGCCCGACUACGAGUUACCCACUACCUGUAUCCAAUACGAAAACUGAAAAUGCUUCCGCUCACCUUUAAUUCAACAUAAUGGAAAAUUGUGUUUUUUUUAUAAAUUCCGUAGCUUCUAUGGAACCAUUCGUCAACAUGGUCAACGAUAUUUAUUUAUCGAUCUACUGUUGAAAAUCCUACAAAAUGAAACGUCUGAUGUUGUAUUUUUGACAAAGGUUUUCAUUUUUUAAUAAUAUUCAAUUCAAUUAAAUUAAACCGCACAAGGCCGGGUAAUUUAUUUUAAUUAUAAGGCCCGCGAGCAAAGAACCGUAUAUCGAUGUACAUGGUAGAGUUUGCUACGUGACCGGAAACAGUUCAAUACUAAACAAAUAUAAAUAACAAAUGUAAGAAUA